AUGCGCUACCCGCGGAUUACACCAGCGUGGCUCAAGCACGAGAAGCAGGUGCUGCGCUUCUACGGUUUCUUCCAGGAGUCGAUUCCAGAACGGUGGGACGAGAACAGCCGUUACCGACAUGUAUAUAUCAUGUAUUUCAUGGAAGAUGGCACGAUCGGCAUCAACGAGCCAAAGGUAGAGAACUCAGGCAUUGCGCAAGGUACUUUCCUGAAGAGAAGUCGCGUCCUCAACGAAGACGGCAUCCCUGUUGGCCCGGAUGACAUGCGAGUGGGACAAGACCUAACGCUGCAUGGCCGUACCUAUCACAUCAGUGGCUGCGAUCGCUUUACCCGCUGGUUUUUCGAGGAGAACGGCAUCCAACUUGGGGAGGACGAAGAUGUUCCCACCGACCUGUGGCAGAAGGGCUACCGCCUCGCGAAGGCCUUCGACCGAGGCGGUGUUCCUCUGACCAGAGCCGCCGUAGAAGACAAGGCAAUACAACGUGCCAUGGGGGGAAUCCCGCCAAUCGACAAGAAGCUGUCGCAGUUCUUGCUGAAUGACCGGAAAGUAUUGCGCUUCAAGGGCUAUUGGGACGAUCACACGCCCUAUGGAUCCCGAGUCUACUUCAUCAUCCACUACUAUCUCGCUGACAACACCGUCGAAAUCAACGAGGCUCAUUGCCGCAACUCCGGCCGAGCAAAGUGGCCAGUCUUCAUGAAACGUGCACCUCUUCGCAAGAGCAACUUCGUCAAUGCUGCGCCAGGGAUGCUCUCCUGUGAGGCACCGCGUUACCUCCCCGAGGAUCUGAAGGUCGGCGAGUCGAUACACGCUUGGGGCCGCAAGGUGGUCCUAUGGGACUGUGAUGACUUCACGAGGAGCUUCUACAAAGAGUAUCUGGGUAUCGACCAAGCUCAGGGACGGAUCGAUGUAGCGGAGAAGCCGCUGACGCACGCGAAGCUCAUGCCGCCGCCGCACACGGGUGUGGGCAAGGAGGAAGACUCCCUGCUGAACUGCAGCAUGAUCCAGCCCACGCCGCCCAAGAUUGACCUGGAGCGUAUGAUGAAACUCACCGGCGAAGUGCUGCGCUUCGAGUGCAAGAUGAUCAACGGCGAGCCCGAGGAUGAGCUCAGACGCUUGGUGAUCGCCUACUACCCGGCGGAUGGAGAUGUGGCCGUCUUCGAGGUCCCCGUCCGCAACAGCGGGCACAUGGGUGGAAAGUUCGCGGACAAGAGGCGUAUCAAGAACCCGGAUACAGGUUUGCCCUUCCAACUCUGCGACUUCUACGUGGGCAAGGUCGUCACCAUCGCGGCCCAGCCGCUGCAGAUCACACGAGCUGACGAGCGGUGCCUGCAAUUCUUGGAGGCACGGCCGAAGCAGUUCCCCUACGCAGAUCCGAAGGCCUGUGCAAAGAAGCUGCUUCCGCUGGAUGAGAAUCCCGAGCUGAGCAGCGACGGCGGAGUUCACCCAGAUCGGCUGAAAGAGCUGGCGCAGGAGGCAGGAAUCUCCAUCGUCGACCAUGAGAUUGUCACUCUCCUGCGCCGCUUCGGCGUUCCCGGAGAGAAGGAAUCCGAUCAGCCCAAGAUCAUUGGCCAGGACGCUUUGUUCUUCGCGAAGAACACAGCGUGA
Molecule: messenger RNA, 1605 nt
Organism: Symbiodinium sp. CCMP2592
Lineage: Eukaryota; Dinophyceae; Suessiales; Symbiodiniaceae
Source: the annotation of a GenBank genome assembly